Penicillium angulare is the source of this 810-nucleotide messenger RNA. RefSeq lists its product as uncharacterized. The record is from RefSeq and is a predicted model, not a curated record. NCBI's taxonomy places the organism in Eukaryota, Fungi, Ascomycota, Eurotiomycetes, Eurotiales, Aspergillaceae. Gene Ontology annotation, biological process: carbohydrate metabolic process. The transcript has 2 exons. The coding region runs from base 1 to 810 and encodes 269 amino acids.
AUGAAGUAUCGCUGGCAACAUUUUACUGGUGUUGAUUGGGACGAUAAGAGCAAGCAGAAUGCGAUCUACAAGAUACAUGCCCCUGAAAAGGGUUGGGCAUCAGAUGUCUCAACGGAGAAUGGCAAUUACGACUAUCUAAUGUUUGCUGAUUUGGACCAUUCUCACGUCGAAGUCCGCGAGGAUUUAUUUAACUGGGGGACUUGGGUUACUGACGAGCUGGCUCUCAGUGGAAUGAGAUUAGAUGCUGCUAAGCAUAUUUCAACUGGUUUCCAAAAGGAAUUUACUACUCAUGUCCAGAAGAAGGCUAAUCCGGAGUUCUUCGUGAUUGGUGAGUAUUGGACUGGGAAUAUCCAAGCACUCCUGGGCUACUUGGAAGAUACGGAGCAUACAAUUGUUGCAUACGAUGUUCCUCUUUUGGAGAAAUUCUCCCAGUUAUCUCAUACGCCAAGAGCCGAUCUACGUGGGAUAUUCAAUGAUACUCUAGUGCAAUGCAGACCAGAUCACGCCGUGACCCCGGUAGCCCCAGAGUUCAAGGAAAUCGCAUACGCAUUGAUCCUUCUCCGUGAAAAUGGGUUCCCCUGCUUAUUCUAUGGAGACCUUUAUGGAAUACGAGCCAACGUUCCAGACCCGAUGACACCCGCAUGCAAUGGAAGACUCCCUAUCCUUGCACAGGCACGGAAACUAUAUGCCCAUGGCUCCCAGAAAGACUAUUUCGACCAACCAAACUGCAUCGGUUCGUAUGCCUGUCCCCUGAACUUGAGGCUUAUCUCAAUUAACUGUACUCCUAGGGUUUGUGCGCAGCGGAAAUGA